This is a messenger RNA of Pecten maximus, 987 nucleotides long. RefSeq lists its product as uncharacterized. The record is from RefSeq and is a predicted model, not a curated record. The coding region runs from base 152 to 577 and encodes 141 amino acids. Lineage: Eukaryota; Metazoa; Mollusca; Bivalvia; Pectinida; Pectinidae. The transcript has 4 exons.
CCUUAGGGUGCGAAGGCGUCCAAUAAACAGGAACAUUAAAAAUCCGUGUGACCGGAUGUGACCGUAUAUAUAUAAUGUUAGCGCUUCAUAUCGCGGUUAGUAUCGAUCCAGAUCACCUACUCAGUACCAGGAUAGACGUAACCGAGGCGCCAUGUCAGUUAGGAGUUUAUUGUUGUGUAUUGUCAUCCUUGUGUCGACGUCAUCAACAGUUAGCCAAAUGCUUCGCGGUCGAUCAUCGGGUUUAGAUCUACAGAGGUUGUUGUUGUCAAGCUUAAUUGAUAAGCCUGAUAGACCCGAUUUACCGGACAGACGAGAUAUCAAGGACUCUCCUGAAGUGAAAAUUUAUACCAUCCGGGCCAACAACCCCAUCAUUAUCAGGAGGGCGCCCUCUCGUGGAUUACUUACCCGUGGUUUAUCAUCAAGCGGCCUGUCGUCUCUCGGUCUAUCGUCACGUGGUCUCCUGACAAGUGGUCUGGGAUCAGGCAGUCUCACACCACGUGGUCUAUCGACAGCUGGUCUCAUGUCAAGUGAUAUAGGGUCCCAAUAUAGGACACUUAAGUUACUAGGUUUACUGUAGAUUAUUAUUCUAUAAAGGCUGAAAACCCGUGGCCAGAUCAUCCCGGUUUGUCUAACAACAUUCCCAAGACAAUCAACUCUGACAUUCAUCUCGCCCAAACUCAGCAGUGACGGACAAAUAUACUUAGACAACAAAAUAAAAAUGAACUACAAUGUCUUCCAUUUAUUUAUCAUACAUCAAAGCUAUGGAUAUAUAAUACAAAUCAAUAAGUACCUUCAAUCUAAAGUCGAACGUAUGCUGUAAGGUAUCUAUUUGCAAGAAUAGAAAUAUUUCUUUAAUGAUAUAAAUCAAAGAAAAUAAUCCUCUUAAAAACUCUCACCUUACACGGUUUAAUAUGUCACUGUAUCAUUUCCCCUCACGGAAGUCCCUGUCUCUAGAAAUAUAAAAAAUAGGUCAAAAAAAACUAAAAA